Molecule: messenger RNA, 562 nt
Organism: Brachypodium distachyon (stiff brome)
Lineage: Eukaryota; Viridiplantae; Streptophyta; Magnoliopsida; Poales; Poaceae
Product: defensin Ec-AMP-D1
Exons: 2
Coding region: 66-296 (76 amino acids)
Biological process (GO): defense response
Source: RefSeq, a predicted model, not a curated record
GUUUGUCAUUCAGAAAAGUGUGCUCGUACAGUUAACAACUAAUUAAGCACACACAAAUAGUAAUAAUGGACCCAUCACGGAAGUUCUUCCCGGCCGUCUUCGUUCUCUUACUGCUCGUUGUCGCCACAGAGGUGGCGCCAACGGAGGCGAAGCGGGAGUGCGAGGCGGCCAGCGUCCGGUUCAAAGGGCUAUGCAUGGUGCAAACGAACUGCGCCAAUGUGUGCCUCACGGAGGGAUUCACGGGUGGCAGGUGCUCCAGCUUCGUCAGGAAGUGCAUGUGCACCAAGCCAUGCUAGAUUUUAUAUUAUGAUAUCAUGUGUGGAUGAUGCGUGCCGACUAGCUAUACCCUUAGCUAGAGUUGUUAUUUUUGCUUGGUCUCUGGAUUAUUUAUCUCUGUCAGACGUAUGAAGUUUCAUCACUUUAUUCUUCAGUUAAAAUGAAGGAAAACUUUUCUUUAUUCAAAUAAACAGAAACAUGUAUGAUCCGCAAGUGUUCACUGGAUCAAUUUUGCUGUGGUUUUGUAUAUCUUUUUAUUGCUGAUGAUGAUCGAUAUAUUUGAUUU